AAGAAGCUGAAAAACAAGGAAGUGAAUGAUUGUGAAGCCGUAACCAGUUAUAAGGCCGUGACAAGACACGCAGAGCUCCGUUAAAUCUGAUAUUCCUCAGUCUCCGGAUCAGCCCAGAACAAUGAACAACAAAGGUUCAUAUCCACAGCAGGCUGUGUACCCUCAGCAGAGCACUGCACCUGUAUACCCUCCUGCUAUGCAAAUGUCUCCUCAGGCACCUCCUUACACAGACACACCACCUGCAUAUUCUGAGAUAUACCAGCCCAGAUAUGUGCUUCCACCUCAGGUGCCUGGUCAGUUGCCACAGAUGUCCUCUCCCUACCCUGGUGCUCAGGUGUUCAUGCCCAUGCAGCCACAUAUGUCUGUUGGGGCGAUGGGUCAGAAUGUCCCCAUGGCUUACUACCCCAUGGGAGCUGUUUACCCCCCUGGUUCAACAGUGAUGGUGGAUGGCGGCUUUGAUGCUGGUGCUCGCUUCACAGCAGGCAGCAGUGUUUCCAUCCCACCCCCACCUCCUGGACAUCCCCCCAACGCAGCUCAGCUGGCUGCCAUGCAGGGUGCCAAUGUCUUAAUGACACAGCGCAAGAAUAACUUCUUCCUGGGUGGAUCCAGUGGAGGUUAUACCAUCUGGUAACAGCAAGUCCUCAAGUCCUCCUCCAUGCCUAAAUCGUGUCCCCGUCCCAAACGAAGCCCCAGUUCUUCCCCCAUCCCAUAUGCCUCCCUCUUCAGGCUGCUUGGCCAUGCCACAAUACUGAUAUCACCUAACGGAAUGUAAUAUUUUAGAGCCCUCAUUAAAGGUACAGUACUCCACUUCUGACCUAGAGAUCAAAUUAAUGAGGACAAACGGACAAAUGCAAAUUUUUAAUGUUGUAGAAUUCAUUCCAUAAUUCUCCAUUGGGUCAAACUUCUUUGGUCAUUCCAGAUCGGACCUCGUUCAGGCAUCUGUAUUUGCUCAUGAGACCUCGUCUCCUUUAAUUGAAUGGAUCACAAAUAAGAUGUACUUGUAUACCUGUAAAGCUACGUAAAUGAAAUGUUGAAAUAUCAGACCUGCAUCAUAUAGUUUAGCUGCUUUAUGGUAAAAGUGAAAUGCAUUUACAAAGUUGCAGUGAGAGCGUUAAAAAAAAAAAAAUCACCAUUUGUCUUUUUUGAAAACUUUUAGUGUAGUUGAAUUAAUAGAUGUGUAACAUUUCCAUGUAAAUACCAGUAUGAUGAUCAUGAGAAAUAACAUCUUGACUAUACAAAAAAAAAUAAAAGAUUAAGCAUCUUGGAUGCUUUUUAGCUAGAAUUGUCUUGUACUUGCACAGUAUCCAAAAUACCACAUCAAAUGUGUCGCACAGUGAACUGUCAAUCUGACAGAUUUGUUGUCUUUAAAAUCACUUGUAAAUUAAAUAAAUUAAAAAUGAAAGCAAAUAAUUCAAGAAAAGAUUUCAUGCAAUAUCUAAAGUGGUUUACUGUACCUUGUUGGGCAACUUGUAGAUGAACAUAGUCAAGUGCCAAAGAGCACUGGGGAUAGCCCUUAUUUAAAGCAAAUUAACUUCAGUAAACUUAAAGGAAAGAAAUUUAAAGUAAAUCCAAAUAGUAAGUUGAAUGGGAAGGGGUGGUUGGUGUAACAUUUUAGCUUUUUUUUGUCUCCUGUUUCUGUUUCACAGUCGGAUACCCAGAGUUUAUACACUAAAUGUUUUACUGUGCAGAUUUCAAGAACUACUCUCCAUUGUUUCUCUUUGUCUUUCCACACGAGUACCAUCUGGUAAAGUAUUUAUUCACCGUAGGGAAAACGUCACCUUUGUGAUAGCAUUAGUUUUUAGGCAACAUUUUUAAAGGUUGAGGAGACUUUAUUGAAUAUAUAAGUGUUUACUUUUUUUUUUUUCUUUCAUUACUUCUCCACAUGUAAGUGAUCUACAUGAGUAGUUAGGCUAAUAAAUUUGUUAGUAUAACCAAUGAGCUGGUUGUACCAAAGAUUUGGUCGACGAUGCACUUAUGUUUGGUUGUGACCCUGAAAUUUAAAUUGUCACAAUUUAAAAGCAAACAUAUCAUGCAGUUAUGAGAUUGUUGGUACCUAAACCUUCAGUAUCACAUGUUAGUUAAUGUAUUAAUGUCACUUUAUGUGGGUUAAUUGCAUCUUUAAGUCGUUGCAUACUUUUGCACCUUUGCUAUGUAAAAAUUUGAUUAAAUACUUUUUAUCUGAGAUGCACUGCUAAGCAAAUCUGAGUGGUUGCAGAUAAGGGGCUACUCUCUCUCUCUCUUUCUCUCUCUCUCUCUCUCUCUCUCUCUCUGUUAUUUUUUUUAAUUUUUAUUCUGUUUUCAUGACUUUUUAAAAGAAAGCUGUGAGAUUUUUGAACAUUUUAAGAUAGUAAAAUUCAUCAAGUUUGAAAGUAACAAGAUGUGUCGUGUUGUUCAGUAGCCUGGAAGUGUACGCAAACGUUUUCAGUGAGGCUAUAUCACUGUCCUCAUCACGGUUCAUUUAAAACAUCGUUUUUGUGCUGGUUUAAAACUUCUUUAAAAUAUUUACCUUAUAUGUUGUGUUUCAAACUUAAAUAAACUAAAUCUAAAACUAGGUAAGUCAGUAUAGAUACCACGGACAUAUAUGUGUAGAUAUUCUUCAUUUUUGGUGUCUGGUAGCGUCAAUGUGUCACUGGGUAUCCGACACACCAUAUCAAGUUUUAACAGCUGUGGCCGCCAGAAAAAACAAAAGCUGUUUCUGUCAACCAACAUCGAGCGAUUUCAGCCGCAUUUUAGUCCGAAAAGAGCAGCUGUCUGGAAAUGUGCUUCAUUCCAUGAGACGAACCUUCUCUCAUCAGCUCAUACACAAACCUACUUACACCAGGCGUGACUGACGCGUCACUCGUGUUUUUAAAAAAAUGGCUCAGUAUUCAUUUACUCUCACUCAUGCUGCCAUUUCAUACAGCUUUGCUGGGGAAGAGGCCACAGCUAUCAAAGCUUUUAAAUUAUGAUUCAAACAAAUGUUUCGUUUUACUUUUAUUUUUAUCCAUCUUCUGCUCUGAUUGUGUGUAAAGCAGCAUGACGGUGGCUUUGUCCCAGCAAUAUGAAGUACUGUAAAUUACAGCUGACCAGUAGAUGCUAUGCCAACCACAGCCAGCAAAUGGAUCACCCUUUGUUGAAGGAUAAUGGACAUUUAUAGUUCAGGGAUUCUCUUUACAAUAUUUUGUAAAAAAUAGAUGUAUGUACUAAAGUGAUGUGGUAGACUUUGGUACACGUUCUAUCUUUUAAGAUUACUAAAGGAGAUGAGUGUCAAAGAUGGAAUACUUUGAAAAAAAAAAAAGAACUUAGGUGCACUUAACUUUUUUAUACUAAACUUAAAAUUUAAAAUGUAAGUUUAGAAUAAAGGUUAUUUUGGAAAUUUGAAAUGCUGCAUGUUUGUUUUAAUUUUAUUCGUAUAUACAGUCGGGUCCAAAAGUCUUGAGUCCGCUAGUUUAAAUACUUCUGUUCUGCAUUUGUUUCAAAUGUAAUAAUGUUUUCUUUCCUUAAAAAAAUAAUCAAAUCAACUUAACAAGUUAAGUCAAAUGUUACAUGUUGUUAAAAUGUAGAUGAAUUUAGGAGCAUCUUAGUAUUUGGCAUGUCCCCCUUUUGCUGAAAUGAAAACAUGCACUUGAACUGGCACAGACUCCACAAGUUUGUGUGGAACCUGAUGACUCAUGUUAUCGCAGCAUGAUUUGACCGUAUUCCAGCGAGCUUCUUGCGACGUCAGAGGACGCUCGGCUUUCUCAAUCUUGGAGUGCCCCCGUAACUGUUGAGUGGAACACGGUCCAAUCAUGCUGCGAUAAACAUGAGUCAGGACUGCAGGGACUCUGCAGCCGUGGGAUUCCUACAACAACUCAGAAGAUUUUCCACAGAAUCGAAAUAGGUAGUAUUCUGCUCGUCAGACCCAGAACAUUAACACAUUCCCACCCAUGUCUGGUUCGGUCGUGUGUCAUCUUUAGUUCGGGUUAAGAUGAGAUGUUUGUGGUGCCGUGUGACGAUGCAUCAAAAACUGGAUUUCUGGCUGAGGAACAAAACAUUUAUUUCAGCCUUCUUAAGAUCAUUUUAGGUUGUAUUAAUGUGUUAUGUUUGCUUAUUUCUUUCCUCAAAAAAAAAAAAAAGUAAAGAAAGAGACCACUUAAUUCUGCAGAUUUUCAUUCUGGAUCACCACUGAAAGAUCAGUAGAUUCUGUUUGGACCUGCAGGUAUUACAAGAACUUGUAGAAUCCGUGCCAGCUCAGGUGCAUGCCGUCAUUAGAGCAAAAGGAGGAGAUAUUAGGGAAAUUCAUGUGCAUUUUUCACAACUGUUGAGCUGUUACUGUCGUUUGUAAUGAAAGUGAUGAAAAAUUAGCAUCGCAUUCAAAACAAAGGCAAAACAGAAGUAUCUCGACUGGCGGUCUCUUUUGGACUCUACUGUACAAUGUUUCCGAACAAGGGGAGGUAUUUAUUUCAAGACUGCGAUCUGAGAUAACAUCUGGGGUUGUGUGGGUUAUUAUGAUGUUGUGGUUAUAACUAAAUGUGGUAUUUUCCUUGCCAGAUUCAUCACAGGUAAUGGAUAGUUUGAUAAACCUGGUGGAUGCUUCUACUUGCUUAGCCUUCAUACCAAAAUCCUGAAAGAUUUUUUUGUCAGAAGUCAUUCUCACCUCAGUAUAUGUACUGUAUGAAAGAACCAAUAGUCCCAGCUAAACUAUUGUCACUUUGAUAUAAAAGGUAUUGAGUCAAAAA
Messenger RNA from Acanthopagrus latus (yellowfin seabream), 4697 nucleotides. It is a transcript of the gene dazap2, whose product is annotated as DAZ associated protein 2. The transcript has 4 exons. The coding region runs from base 122 to 631 and encodes 169 amino acids. NCBI's taxonomy places the organism in Eukaryota, Metazoa, Chordata, Actinopteri, Spariformes, Sparidae. The record is from RefSeq and is a predicted model, not a curated record.